CCUCAGCACUCUCCACCAUGUUCCGCACAGCUCUUCUCAGAUCUGCAAGGCAGGUUAUUCGCUCCGCGCCACGCUGCCAGGCGCCAAUUGCCCGUCCCAUUGCCAGAGGUUCCCUGGUCCAGAUUCAGCAGAUUGCUCCGUCCGCUCGUUUCCAGGCUGUACGAUGCUACGCCGCGUCGGCUGGUCUUUCAAGAGAAGAGGUUUUGGGCAGGAUAAUGGAUCUCCUUAAGAACUUCGAUAAGGUCACGGAUGUGUCCAAGCUGAACGCCGAGUCCCACUUCAAUAACGAUCUCGGGCUCGACAGCCUUGACACUGUGGAGGUGGUGAUGGCUAUCGAGGAGGAAUUCAGCAUUGAAAUCCCGGACAAGGAGGCGGAUGCCAUUCACAGCGUCAAGCAAGCAGUGGACUAUAUCCUGGCUCAGCCCGACGCGCACUGAGCAGUCUAGGGUGGAGAGCGUUGCUAGUUUCGAAGUAUGUGGCAGG
Westerdykella ornata is the source of this 483-nucleotide messenger RNA. Its product is annotated as ACP-like protein. The transcript is spliced from 6 exons. Bases 18 to 437 code for a protein of 139 amino acids. Gene Ontology annotation, biological process: fatty acid biosynthetic process. The record is from RefSeq and is a predicted model, not a curated record. Gene Ontology annotation, molecular function: acyl binding; acyl carrier activity. Gene Ontology annotation, cellular component: mitochondrion. Lineage: Eukaryota; Fungi; Ascomycota; Dothideomycetes; Pleosporales; Sporormiaceae.